Diuraphis noxia (Russian wheat aphid) is the source of this 940-nucleotide messenger RNA. RefSeq names its product DNA polymerase epsilon subunit 4 (gene PolE4). Gene Ontology annotation, biological process: DNA-templated DNA replication. Gene Ontology annotation, cellular component: epsilon DNA polymerase complex; nucleus. NCBI's taxonomy places the organism in Eukaryota, Metazoa, Arthropoda, Insecta, Hemiptera, Aphididae. Gene Ontology annotation, molecular function: protein heterodimerization activity. The record is from RefSeq and is a predicted model, not a curated record.
UCUAAACUACCUAUCUGGAAACUGGAAUAACGAGACGACGAUACGAAAUCUUGGAAAUUUUAAAUUUUAACUCACAGUCGACACCCGCUAUGAAGUGGACAAUGGACAUUGCCGUGACUAUUAUUAUGUGAUACUUCCAUUAUUUUUAUUUCAUCGGGUUAUUGGUCGUCUCGCUUUUCGCGUCGAUAAAAACAUUUUCGUGACACUCAAUUUCCGCGGUGAACGAGAACAAUGGAUAACGACUCGCCGAACUUGUUCGACAGCGAACCGAUGGAGGUGAAGCUGAAUUUUGCCGAAAACAAGGACGACGUCUUGGCCGAUAUUUUAGAGGAAAUACACGAUGAAGACCGCACUGCCGCACCUGCCGAAGAAAACGCCGUCGAACUGCCGACCGACGGUGUCGUCGACGAACCACUUGUUGACACUGUCGAGUAUCACACCGACGAAGACGACCUCGCGGCCGACGAUCCACCGGCGGGUGCCGACCCCAAACACUCGACUGGAUCGCCGAAAGACGGUUCCCCGGCCGCCAAGACGAAAGAUGUCCACAAGGGAUUGCCGCCCGGCCGCGUAAAGCUCAUCAUGAAAAUGGACCCCGACGUCAAUAUAGUGGCCGGAGAAGCAGUGUUCCUGGUCACAAAGGCGACGGAGCAUUUUGUCGGGAUUUUGGCGCAACACUGUCACAAAGCGAUGGUGGCCACCAACAAGAAGACUCUGCAAAAAAAGCAUAUCGACGCCGUGAUUGAAGACAACGUUCCGUUUGAAUUUUUAGAAGGCACAUUAGAUUGGUAAAAUCGUUUUGAUUAUGCGCACGAUUUUUUUUUUUUACUCUUUAUGUAUUAUUUUGUAAUAUACCUUGUAACGUAUUUAUAAAUUUAACAUAUCGACAUAGCAAUAUUGAUUUGUAUAGAACAAUAACAUGUGUCUAACACUGACCAUA